This is a messenger RNA of Bactrocera neohumeralis, 3390 nucleotides long. RefSeq lists its product as uncharacterized. The annotation marks the transcript as partial. Gene Ontology annotation, molecular function: protein binding; U2 snRNA binding. Lineage: Eukaryota; Metazoa; Arthropoda; Insecta; Diptera; Tephritidae. The record is from RefSeq and is a predicted model, not a curated record. Gene Ontology annotation, biological process: mRNA splicing, via spliceosome. The transcript has 7 exons. Gene Ontology annotation, cellular component: U2 snRNP; nucleus.
CGUGGCGCGAAUGCACAGACGUUUGUCGCGCCGUCGCUGCGUGGACGCUUUGUCAAGGUGAGUGAGGUGUGCGUUGGUAGGAGCGGCGCACGCCUCACCUGCCCCGGCGCGCGCGUGGCGGUGGAUCCCAACGGCGGUGCGAUUCUGAUCACCUCGCUGAUGCGCAACAAAGUGGUCUUGCCGGUUCGCCGGACCGACUUUGGCGUCGCCGCCGCCGCCUCCUCUUCUUCGUCAUCUUCGGCAACCGUCAUCUUCUCCGCCUGCGCGCUCGACGGCUUCGUUGACACCAGCGUGUUCGCGGUGCUUGAGCAAGAAACGGUGGAGGCGCAUGAUGAUGCGCCACUAAAGACCGAGGCGGGGUCGCCGCCCUCUGCCACCGCGGCAGCAAGCAAGCAGGGAGAUGCAAAGGCGGCAAAGGAGGGCAAGUACCUUGUGGUCUACGCCUACGUCCCCAGCCUGCAGCAGGUGCAGCGGACCCAUCUCGUCCGGCUCCCGGCGACGGCACACCGACUGGUGCCGAUCCCCGCCGCUCCUUUUGGCCCCGGCGGCGUUCUUGUCUGCACGGAUUCGGACGUGAUUUGCCCCCGCAACGGGGAUUUUCAAGUGCUCCGCCCUCUUCCCCGCCGUGCGGCCUUCACUGAGACGCUCUACGACCCCUCAAUCAUUGCCGACACCGUCACGUGCGUUCGAAAGGACUUCUUCAUGCUUCUCCAAGAUGAGCAAGGGGAUCUCUUCCGUGUGUUCCUGUCGCGUGUGAGCGUCCAACAGGCCUACGACGCGCUCAAAGCUGCCCGCAUCCAGCAGCAACAGCAGCAGGCGUUGGGCACGGCAGCCCCUCCUCCCCCUGUGGUGAACCCGCUGGCGGUCCACUACUUUGACACCAUCGCGCCCGCCUCGGACCUGUCGCUUUUCCCGCGCGGCUUCCUGCUUGCGGCCGCUGAAACCGGACCCUUCCACGGCCUCUACAAGAUCAUCCGGGACGGUUACACAAAAGAGAACGAGUACAUUGUCAAGCGCGUGAAGCGAGUCCGCGAGCUCCCCGCGGCCAAUGCAAAAAGACAGCGCGAGGAGGACGACGACAACGACACGAACGGCAAGCUCAAAGAGGAGGCCGGCGACUCUCACGCGCAGAACGUCAAGAAGGAAGACGCGCACGACGUUGAUGACCGGAAGCCAAAAGCGACCGGCAAGCUUGUCGCGUUGCUGCAACAGCAACAGCCACAACUACCGUCGGCUUCCGCCGCCAAGGCAGCAGCGCCCCCAACGCAGACAAUCACGCGUGUGAUCGCGAUUUACCAGCCCCACCUGUCGCUGAAGCACCUGGCGCUCGUGCAGACCUAUCCAAACACUCCUCCCUGUGGUCUCCUUCACUUCUUCGAUCCCGACGGCCGCCGCAACGGCGGGUGGUGCUGCGCCGGCCUCCGCGCCGGCACCGCCACGCGCGAACACGGACGGUUCCUCGAUGUCGGCAGCCGCAGCAGUGCGUUGCAGCGGCUGGUGCAAGAGUUGGAGUCCACCGUGGCGCAUGCACAGGCGCUGAUGGACGCCGCCUCCGCGAGCUCGCUCCUCGGGGCUAAUGGCGCUAACGGAGGCGAAAACGCGUCCUCUCCGGUGGUGGCGGCAGGGAAGACGGCGCGGAUGAAGGUCCUGCAGAAGCUCCUGACCACCUCCAGCAACCGAGUCAAUGCCCUCUGGACGGAUACGCUAUUGAUUACGACGGCGAAGGGCACGACGGCGUCCUACCACGUGAGCCGCACGAUGGAGCCAGAUUGGUGGACGGGCUUCACCACAGCCGAGCGCACGCUGGCGGCGGCGACGCUGAAGUACGGCGUCGGCUACGUGCAGGUGACGCCGAAGGCCAUUUACGUUUUGCCGCCCACCCCCAAGGAGGACCGGGAGCGCGAACGGCGUGGGGACGCGGCGCCUGCGUCGUCGACAGCGUCGCACGCGGCGUACGGCGGCGGCCUCGCUAGCUUCUCCUUCGGUCUCACCGGCACGCAGCUGGAGAAGAUUGAGGACUUGCCAACGUUUCCUACCUCGCCGGCCGUGUCGUUACUGCAGCCGUCGGCGGAGUCGCUCACGGGAUCCUCGACAAACGCGCAGUUCAACGCCUUCCUCUUCGGAGGCGCUGGCGGCCGCCACCGUCACGCCUCCUCCUCGUCUGCCGCUUCGCAGGCCGCGGCGAUGGGGGACGAGCUGGAGCUGGCGGCGAUCGCCACCAUGUCGCAGGAAGUCUAUCUCCUGAACCCGCGUAACCUCCGCGAGCAAAUCGACAAGAUCAACUGCCAAGACGUCGGCAGCAGCGGCGGCAGCGAGGAAAUUGUGGUGACUGGCGAAGACGGUGGCGUUACCCGCAGCAACAGCGGCGCGAUUGCGUCCGUCCUGCUGACCUACCUGGGCGGUGGAAGUACCGCCUAUGCCCAGGACGGGAGCGGCAAAUCUGGCGCGAAGGGGUCGGGGGGCGGUGGGUCCGUGCAACAACGCCAGCAGCAGCGCGGCAAACGUCUCUUUUGCUUUAUCGGUCACAUGAACGGCAUGCUCACCCGCUGCGAACUCGACCCAGUUACGGCGAAGGUGAUGGAUCGGGAGGAGCUGACCUGCGGCGUGGCUCCAUGCAGGAUGAUCAGCGGCGAUGGCCAGAGCGUCUGCUACAUCCAGUCUGGCGCCCACGCCUGGCGGUUGAAAAAAGAAAAGGAAGAAGAGGAGGCGGAGGAAGGCGAAAGGGUCGGGGAGGAGAAUGACGUUGACGAAGAGGAGGAAAGGCAGAACGGAGCGUCGUUGACCUUCAUCACGGCGGCCUCCGCAAGCAGCGGCACCACCGGGAGCGGCACCGGCGGUGGUGCGGGCCUGCGCGAUGAGCCGCCGCAUCCUGCAGCACACGACGGACCCCGCCUACUUUAUCCUCUUGUCCACGGAGCAUCGAGGGUACAGUAUCACGGAUAUCAAGCGGAUGCGGGCGGAGCGACAGGAGCAGAUGAAGCUGGGGCGGCGGCGGCGCCGCAGAGCGGACCCAUCUCGCUGGAUGCCCCGCAACGCGCUCUGGGCCAUGCAGACUUCUACAAUAGUACGCUGCAGCUGUACCACGAGGAAAGCAAUCGCAUGUUUCCCCGUUACUUUUUCACGGAGGGAGAGGCGGUGCUCUGCGGCGCGAUUGGCAGCUUCGUCGAGGACUUUGGCCGCGAGCCGGUGAUGGUGGUGGGGGCGGCCUCGCAGUAUUCCCACGGCGCGGGCUGUGGGGCGGCGCCGGCUGGUCGCAGGGCUGGCUCUGCGCCUUCCACUUUACCCGGCAGCAACCGCAACAGCAACACCAGCCGCAGCAGCAGCUGUUGGGUGGGAAGCCGGCGCUGCGCAUCGAGGCCCUCCACCGCACCUUCAUCCGCUCAGACGUGA